Messenger RNA from Lagopus muta (rock ptarmigan), 9159 nucleotides. It is a transcript of the gene ADCY7, whose product is annotated as adenylate cyclase 7. NCBI's taxonomy places the organism in Eukaryota, Metazoa, Chordata, Aves, Galliformes, Phasianidae. Bases 3253 to 6495 code for a protein of 1080 amino acids. Gene Ontology annotation, cellular component: plasma membrane. The record is from RefSeq and is a predicted model, not a curated record. The transcript has 28 exons. Gene Ontology annotation, biological process: cAMP biosynthetic process; intracellular signal transduction; adenylate cyclase-inhibiting G protein-coupled receptor signaling pathway. Gene Ontology annotation, molecular function: adenylate cyclase activity.
CCAAGCACUGAUUUUAGGGCACGAUGCACAUUCUUGCUCCGCAGAAAGAAGCAUGAGAGAGAAAGGAAGUGGAAAUACUUCUCUGUUUCUUAAUUGACUUAAGAAGUCAACAAACCUCGCAGCCAAGGCUGCAAAGCUGGAGAAAUCGAGUGGUGAGACUUGGACUGCGAAGUGCUUCAUUUCCUUUAGAAGCUGGCUUAUUAGCCCCUUUGUUACAGUAGUGCUUCUUUUGGUCCACUGACAACCAUCCUGACCUCUUCAAUGGUUUCACAUUGCUGUGAGUUUGUGUUGGUUUUCCAGUUUUCUUUGGAGAAGCUGCUUUUAUAGAACCAAGUCCCACUGACUUUCACAAAAUACAGAACAGUAGAAAAUGUGACCUUGGUUCCAAGUCAGUUAGACCGAGAAUUUUAAAACAAAUCACAGCUGUGACAAGAAACCUGAGCAGCUUUUCAUUUGCCUAGAGAUGCAUGUAACUCCUGUAGAUUUUAUGCUUUAGAGAAAAGAAGCAAAUUAUUCCCAAAAGUUCCUUAAAUUGAUCCAAUAGCCCAGGAAUGCAAGCUACAUAACAGUAGUGAAAUUCUACCUUCUUUUUAUUGUAGCUGAUGCAGUAAAGUAUUUUUGCAUUUAACAUCAUAAACGUAAUGGUCUUCAGCAAUCCAUUCUAAUACUGUCUCUAAAAUGAGGAUGAUAUCAAUGUAACAGCUCAAAAUAAUUUCCCUUUCCUUUCCUCCUAAGCAUGUAGUGCCAACCGCUUCAGGACUGUGGUAUUAUUAGACAUCUUUGAACUCACAGAUUUACAGGAAAUAGCACAAAAUUUACCUGAGCUAUUCGUCUUGCUCUCUAAAUGAAGUUAAGGCUGUCUUGGUUGCUUUUUCUUUGGUUAGCUGCAAAAGGCAGCGUGAUAAAGCGCGCUUUCCUAAAUGCCAUCUGCUCAGCAACUGUCCCUUGAGCACUACCUGACUCAUUUAUGGGAGCCACGGAACGCCUCAGUGUUGAAAGUCUUUGCAAAUAAAAUUAUUUAAAAGUUACUUAUUGGGACCCAAUUUACCCCUCUUUCUACUAUGAAUAGUGCAAGAAAAUAUCCUGUAGGCAGAUUCAACCCACAAUGACUUAAGAAUUAAGGCACCCCCCCAUUAGAAUUACAAUUGCAAUCUACACUGAAGCAUACAUCCUUAUUGUACAAAGCAAACCUCUGCAAUGCUCUGUAACUCAAUUUGCAAACAGUGCUGGAAGUGGAUUUGGUAGAAACAACACAUCAACAACUAAUUCAAAUAGAAAAUUGGAAAAGAGUUUGAAUUUUGUCAUGCUAGAUCUCAUCAGCUAAUGCGUUGCAUUUUAUUUUAAUUGAAUAACUAUAACCUAUCAUAAAUCUAGAUUUGUGAUUCAGUCUGGAAGGUUUAGAUGCAUGUUUAGUGCUCUGGUCCUAUAUGUGCAAUACCUGCAUUUUUAAGAGGGUUUUUUUUCCCUCCUUUUGUAGGACUUCUUCUCUAAACAAGUGCUUGAAAAUCAUGAAGCAUGCUUGUCUAUGGAUAACACAGCUUCACAGUAUCACACUGUACAGCUGUACGUAUGUACAGCUCUCACAUGCACACAGGUCAUUUAUUUGGGUCUGAAGGUGCCAACAGACAAAUGAUUAAUUGCAGGCUGGUGCCCAGGCAGAGCUGCUUGCAAGGAAGCUGCAGUGCUGCAGGAAAAGACAAGGGGAAGUGUGUGCUGUAUGUAGCAUGUGUGGGAGCCAAUGGAUUGUAUCUUAAAGUCUAUACUUCGCUUUUUUUGCUUUUACAUCCAUUUUGCUAGAAAUGAGUUGUAGUUAUCCAGUUUAAUCAUCGUAGCAGUUCUCAUAUAGCACUUCUGGUGUUCUGGAACUGCUGCUGUUAAAAAGUUACAGCAUCAGUAGUACUGAAUCAUGCAGAAUUUUAUAUCUUCAUGUGGGACAGCAAAUGGUUGUGGGUAUACGGAGCUGAUCUGAAGGAACUGGUGUGCUUGGGAGGUCCACAAACUUGUGAUGAAGUCCAGCUGUUCUGAAAUAAGUCCACUGAUGAUCUCAGAGCCAUGCAUUUUCCAUUUCCUGCAGGUUUUUUAAUCCAGUUAUCUACUCCAGCUUUCAUUGAAGAGGAAUUCUUUCUAACACGUGUUUUGCUGGAGGAUCUUUUUCUCCCUCUCCCGAUCCUGGCCUGCGCGGCCUUUAAAGUUUCCCUUCCACCUCGAGCGGUUCUGCGAUGCUACGAACUGACAGAACUAGGUUUGAAUUCCCCAUCCCACAAAGCGCUCCCGGUCGGCAGUCUCACGAAACGCUUCCCAUUUGCAAUAUCCGAACGGGAGCGUGAGAGGCGACCAGAGCACUUGCGGUGCGUGCGAAGCGCUGCUCCCCGCGUGGCGAGCCGAGCGCGGGGCUCCGGCCUGAGGAGAAGGAUGGAGCGAGCGCUGCCCACGCGACACCCGUAGCCUUCAAUGACCGCACCGAGCCGUGUGACGGCUGCGGGGCUCUGGCAGACGGCGGGGCCGCCUGCGCUGACAGCCCGCCGGGCCGAAGGCUGAGCGGAGCCCGCGCGCCGCCUCACAGCUCCUCGCGCCGCCGCCAGGAGGCGGGAAGGGCACGACGCACAACGCCCCGCGCGCACGGAGCCUCCCGCGGACACCUCGGAGACGGCAGGAGGAGGAGGAGGAGGAGGGAGCAGCAGCGCCCGGUACCGACCCGCCGUCCACCGCUACCGCUUCUCUUCUGGCCGCCGCAGGUUGGUGUGCAGGCCGUCUCAAAGAUUUGGUGUCAGGGAUCGUACCUGACAGGGCUGCACUCACUCUGCUGCAGAAAUUUCAAAAUGAUCAAAGGAACCACAGUAGAGUGAAGAAAUACUACAUUUGCUGAUGAAUUCUGCGGCCUGUAAUGAGUUCAUCCCAGGAAGCAAAAUUCACGCUUGCUGCAAGAAGUCCUGCAAAAUAAUAAUUGGAAAAAAAGCAGGGGAAAAAAAAAGCCAUAAAAAAGAUCCUAGCAGCACCAAUAUGCAUUGAUUUAGAGAUUCAUGCGUGAGACUCCUGGUUUUGGGAAGACUAACUGUCUUGCUUUUGGAAGCAUUGGAAAUCUGAAGUUCAUGCUCAUGAGAAGUCAAAUUCAAGAGCCCGUGUUACUCAGUGUGGCUGCGGAUUGCAGAGGCGACAGUAACAAGUCAAGCAUUCUCUGUGAAGAAGGAGUUUCAGCUGUGUCCUUGUGUGUGCGCUGCCGGCUGAGAGAAAUAGCAGCCAGGCUGGGAUAAAAUGCCAGCGAGGGGUAAAUACUUCUUCAGUGAAAGCGAUGACUGCAGGAUCACAGACCCUCUCUAUGAGAAGUACCGUUACACGAGCCAGCAGCUUCCACUCCUGCUACUGCUGCUCUUCAUUGCAAUCAUCUUCUGGACCACACUAAUUAUUAUCUUUUUUGUCAAAGAUGAAGCACGUAUUCAUCUUGCCUUCAUUAUUGCAGUAUGUGCUGUUCUUGUCAUAUUUUCAGUCAUGUACUUACUUUUAUGUAUCGAAUCCUUAUUUCGGAGAUGGCUAACCUUAUUUGGAGUUACAAUUUGGAUUUGCUUCUUAACGAUAGGUUACAUUCCUCUUCUUGAACGAGGAGAUUAUUUUUCAGCAUGGGAACAGGUGCCAUUUUUUCUGUUCAUAAUCUUCACAGUGUAUACCAUGCUACCCUUUGGGAUGAGAGAUGCAGUCAUAAUUAGUGUUCUUUCUGCUCUCUCCCAUAUUAUCGUUCUAAGUGUGUUAUCCAAGGAUUCUUAUGCAGAUAAAAGAUCCAUUCUGUUUCAGGUACUUGCCAAUGCUGUCGUUUUCCUUUGUGGUAAUUUGAUGGGUGCAUUUCACAAACGCCAAAUGCAGGUUGCUUCGUGGGAUUUGUAUAGAUACACGUUAAAGUGCAUUCAGGUCCGAAUGAAACUGAAGAUUGAAAAGAGGCAACAAGAAAAUUUGCUUUUAUCCAUACUGCCAGCUCAUAUAUCUAUGGAAAUGAAGCUGGCAAUCAUAGAGCGACUAAAGGAAACUAAUGAUAAUAGGCAAAUGCAUGACAACAACUUCCACAUUCUAUACGUUAAAAGGCAUGAAAAUGUUAGUAUUCUCUAUGCAGACAUUGUAGGAUUUACUCGCCUUGCCAGUGACUGCUCUCCUAAGGAACUAGUAGUGAUGCUGAAUGAACUUUUUGGAAAGUUUGAUCAGAUUGCAAAGGAGAACGAAUGCAUGAGAAUAAAAAUCCUGGGAGAUUGUUACUACUGUGUCUCAGGACUACCUGUGUCCUUGCCGGUCCAUGCCAGAAACUGUGUUAAAAUGGGACUGGACAUGUGUGAAGCAAUAAAGCAGGUGAGAGAAGCUACAGGUGUGGAUAUCAACAUGAGAGUUGGCAUUCAUUCUGGGAACGUGCUGUGUGGUGUGAUCGGCCUCCGCAAGUGGCAGUACGACGUCUGGUCUCACGAUGUUUCCUUAGCCAACCGUAUGGAGUCUGCAGGCGUACCUGGUCGUGUACACAUCACUGAAGCAACGCUAAAUCACUUGGGCAAGGCUUAUGAAGUAGAAGAAGGAAAUGGACACCUUAGAGAUCCUUACCUUGAAUCCAUGAAUAUCAAAACCUACUUGGUGGUUGAUCCAAGGUCCAAACAGUGCAUAUCAAAUAAUCAUCUUCCUAAAACAAGAGUGAAUGAUGGGCUGAAGAUGCGGGCAUCUGUUCGGAUGACACGUUAUUUAGAGUCCUGGGGAGCAGCCAGGCCCUUUGCCCACCUAAACCACAGAGAAAGUGUGAGCAGUGACUCUUCGACUUCACAAGGAAGGCAAAGAAAGGAAAUACCUCUGUGUUCCACUGGGCGCCAGAGGACUUCUGACAGAAAUUCCUCUCAGAAGGGAAGAAUAGAGGAAGAUAUUUAUGAUGAAAUGAUGUCAACCAUUGAAGGACUCAGUUCAACUAACCCAUGGUGUGGCAAAUCUGAUGACUUCUGUGGAUUUUCACUGAUAUUUGCAGAACCUGGUCUUGAAAAAGAGUAUCGCACCAUUACCAUUCUGAAACUGAAGAGUUACUUUGCGUGUGCAAGUUUUGUGUUCCUCUGUAUUUUUCUGAUACAAGUGUUUGUAAUGCCCAAAACUGCAAAACUAGGAAUUUCCUUUGGCAUCGUUGGAAUCAUCAUUGUACUUAUUUUGUUUGUGUGCUUCGCUGAGAAAUGUAUGCAGAUGUGCUGCUCAGAAAGGUGGCCUUUCCUGCGCCGUCUUUGCAUUAUCUCAGAAAAAGUGGAAACAAUGCCUUUACUUAGGCUUCCUUUAGCAUUCAUCACCAUAGGUGCCUUGUUGAUUAUAGCCAUUUUUAACUUGACUACUGAAAGGAGCAGUGCUGCAAACUUUACUGGAUCAAAUGGCUUGAAUGGCACUGCCAAUGCGACUUAUGUCUUCAUUUCUCAGUCAUUUGAAAACACAACUGAAUACUUCGUUGAAGAAACUUAUUAUGCUUAUUGCUGCAUUUUGGGGUUCAUUGCUUGCUCAGUAUUCCUUCAAAUGAGCUUCGAACUCAAAGUUCUCCUCCUGUCCAUUGCUGUAACUGUAUACCUCAUCAUUUUUAAUACCCUUCCAUAUAGAAACACGAGUGUCUCUGUCAACGUUACCAGGCUUUUCAUUGAAGAGCCAAGAGUAAUGAUUAAUAUAUAUCUGGUUCUGUUCUACAUAACCCUAAUGUUACUUGCAAAGCAGAUUGACUAUUACUGUCGACUGGAUUGUCUGUGGAAGAAUAAGUUUAAAAAAGAACAUGAGCAGUUUGAAACAAUGGAGAAUGUCAACAGGCUGUUACUGGAAAAUGUACUUCCAGCACACGUCGCUGCCUAUUUCAUUGGUGAAAAGCGAAAUGAGGACUGGUACCAUCAAUCUUAUGACUGUGUCUGUGUCAUGUUUGCAUCAGUGCCAGAUUUUAAGGUGUUUUAUACUGAGUGUGAUGUCAAUAAAGAAGGUCUGGAAUGCUUGCGACUGUUGAAUGAAAUCAUUGCUGAUUUUGAUGAGCUCUUGUUAAAACCUAAAUUCAGUGGUGUUGAAAAAAUAAAAACAAUUGGAAGCACUUACAUGGCAGCAGCUGGCCUCAGUGUCACACCGGGCCAAGAGAACAACCAGGAUAAGGAGAGACAACAUGCACACAUUGGGAUUAUGGUGGAAUAUGGAAUUGCCUUGAUGAGUAAACUGGAUGGCAUCAACCGACAUUCCUUCAACAACUUCCGAUUACGUAUUGGGAUAAAUCAUGGUCCUGUGAUUGCUGGUGUAAUUGGUGCCCGGAAGCCUCAGUAUGAUAUCUGGGGUAACACCGUUAAUGUUGCCAGCAGGAUGGAGAGUACAGGGGAGCUUGGAAAAAUCCAGGUCACAGAAGAAACGAGUAGAAUACUACAGGACCUGGGAUAUUCGUGUGAAUGUAGGGGACUCAUUAACGUCAAAGGAAAGGGAGAACUGAGGACUUACUUUGUUUGCACCGAGACAGCCAAAUUCCAAGGUAUUGGACUGAACUGAGGCUAAGACAAAGUUGAUGCAAGUAGGCUUUGAACUGCCUCCCUUCUGUGAAGACUUAGAACUUCCCUCCUUAUGUGAAGGAGAUUAUUCUAAAAAUACACAGAUAGUAUUCAUAGUUCUUCUGCAUCGAAAGAUAGGAGAAUGUGUGUGUUUUUGGUGUUUAUUUUUUUCAGUUUUUUUUAAUCUUCGAAAGAAGCUCUGAAAAGUUCCUAGCAAAGCACCAGUCUGAGAAAGACUGCCUUUUCCUGAAAGGAUUUCAGGAUUUACCUGGAAUUGUCGUGAAGCAUUCUCUGUUGGUUCCUUUCUUUACUUGCACUGUGAGAGUCUAAUAGCUCCAGUAACAAACUAUGUGGAUGCACUGCUGAGCUCCUUUCCUGUUAAAAUAUUCCACUGCUACAUUUUUUGUCACAUAGCACACAGUAUUGCAUUUGUCACAGACAUAUUGAGAUGAUUCUCCAGGCGCCGCACAUCCUGCUAUUAAUGCUCAACAAACUUCAUGGCAGAAGACGGCAGAAUAAUGGAAAGAGAAAUACAAGUAAGCUCCGAGCUGAGCGCCUUUGAGGUGGAAAAAAAAAGUAAUUGCACAGAUUUGGAUGACUUCUUCAUUAUCUUCUCCUCCUCCACUGCAGUAUCAUGUAUUAUGCAAGUGUUUUCCUAACCAGCAGCUGUCCAGAAAUCUUUCAUCUAGUUCGGGGUGUUUACAUUAUAUAUGUUGCCCCUUGUGUUUAUGCGCCUCUGUAUUUAACACCUGCAUGCGUGUAUUUUACAGUCAGAUAGGAGAAUGGUCUUUAAAAAUCUGGCUUGAAAUUUCAAAAAAAUAUACCUAGUGCAGUUUCUGCUGAAUGCUUGGUUAGACAGACUCUGGUACCAGCUUCUAGCACUGACAUCCAGCUGGAAUCCUGCAUACUGACUGCAUUCUUGAAUGUUUUUGUAGAAGAAAAUAAUCUGUUUUGAAUUAUUUGGAAACUGAAAAACAGAUCUAAUGAAAUAGUAUUAGAAACAGUAGCAGAUACUCUAUAAACAGAGCUGCAGCUGAGAUGAGUUUUCCUUUUUUAAUUUUUUUCUAUUUUGUUUCUUCAACUUGACUGGCUUCUUGCUGAUUUACAUUCCUUUUAAAGGCAGUGCAGUUUAUGAAACAAUUUGGUUUUGAAGAUUACAGCAGGAUAUGUGGAAAAACAUGUUCAUAAUGGAAAUGCUUGAGCAGAGCCUCAAUGCUGAAAAGUAGGCCUAGUGCAUUGGUAAGGCGAUCACAGAAACUGGCUUGCUGUAAGUUGGUUUGUAAAGUUUUUAAGAUGUUAAUAGUUUAAGCAAAAAUCUAAAUUAGCCUUUACCUGCUUACAAUCAAUCUAUUUUCUGCUGGUGGAGAUGACCAUUUUUUCUAAUGAUGAGGUCUUCUGGCUAAAUAUAUGUAUUAACUAAGGACGCGUUCUCCCCUUAUCCCUUAGAACCCCAUGGAGUUUGACUAAACAGCACAGUGAUUAAUAAAUGCAACAUCUGCUUUGUUAAGCCUUGCUCUUUUACAAACAAAGCAGCAUCUACUAAUUUGAGGGGUUCAUACCAAAUUAUACUGGAAAAGAUUUUAACAAGCGGUCAUACAUUACUGCCACUUUCUAAUUACUGUGUAAUUUCUUUAGGAAAUGGAGUGACUGUUUCAAGACAGAAACAAAUCUAAAUAUUGUGGAUUUUAAAAACUGUACUUACAGUCUGUCAAAUUGGUAGGUCAAAACUAUGUUUGUAGUAAUUCUCCAACAGAAAACAGCAGGCUAGAAAACCUUAGUUUGAGGUUGUCAGGCUCAUGUAUGGACUCUGCUGAGGAUGGAAACUUCAUACUUGGUGUCUUCUCAGUAUCAGGUCAGUGUUGUAAUAGAAUAAACUCUCAAAGAGCUUUUGCUACUCUUGUACGAUGCGUGUUUGUAAUACCAGAUGCUCUACAAGCAUUUGUUUUGAGAUAUUUAUUUAUUGUGUUAUGAGGACCAUGCAUGUGUGAAAGACUCAGCAGUCUUUCAUGGCAAAUGGUAGUUAGGUGAAGUGGCUAUUUGCCUUGUUAAUAUAUUUUGAAAAAUGCAUCAUGCCUAUAGCUAGAGCUGGCUCUAAAGUUCACAGCACUAGUAGAAUUUAGAUGUAAGUUAUCUAUGGAAAAAUACUGGCUGUCACUAACAGCAUUUUGAAAUGCUUUUGUUUACAUUGUAUUGCCUGUCAGGCUAGUGACUUGCUUGGGCAUACCUUAACCUAUAGAAACCUGUUGCUUUUGAACUGGAACUAGUAAGUUUUUUUCUUUUGUUUGAAAGGACAUUGCGUCCUGCUCACUGAAUUUUAGUUUGGGUAACAGAUUUAUGUAAAGAAACAGGGAUUCAUAGCUGAAGAUGACUAACUUCUUGUUAGGAAUGGAUUUGCAUACUAUAGAAAUUGUAUACUUAUACUAGGAAAACUACUCAACUACAAAAAAGUUCCAUUUAAGAGACAACUGUUCAUUGAUCUUAAGAGAACUGUGAACUUAAGACUGAGAAAGUGAUCUUAUUAGAAAAUCUUCACAGCGUUAUUGUUUUUUGAACUAUGAAAAUGACACUAUCUAAUCUGAAGAGCUCAUAAUGUUUUGAAUUAACAAUCUAUUUUAAAGAACAAACUUUUGUUUUUAUUAUUAAAUAAACAACUUCCUGAAACUUG